CCUUUCAGUUUCCGCCGCUGACUUGGGAACAUGGUACAGCGACUCACUUACCGUAGGAGGCUCUCCUACAACACCCGGUCCAACCGGGUUAAAGUUGUCAAAACACCCGGUGGCCGGUUGGUGUACCACUACCGCAAGAAGCCCAGGAGGGUCCCGAGAUGUGCUGACACGGGCAAGAAGCUUACCGGCAUCCGGUCGGCGCGUCCCCAUGAGAAGCGUCGCAUGAAGAAGAAGCACAAGACGGUGAACCGGACGUACGGCGGCGUGCUGUGUCACAGCGCCGUGCGGGAGAGGAUCAUCCGUGCCUUCCUGGUGGAGGAGCAGAAGAUCGUCCGGAAGGUGCUCAAGGCCCAGCAGGCGUCCGCUAAGAAAUAAAUUACACCUCAGACACUCCUCA
Pollicipes pollicipes is the source of this 397-nucleotide messenger RNA. RefSeq names its product 60S ribosomal protein L34. Gene Ontology annotation, cellular component: ribosome. Bases 31 to 375 code for a protein of 114 amino acids. Gene Ontology annotation, molecular function: structural constituent of ribosome. NCBI's taxonomy places the organism in Eukaryota, Metazoa, Arthropoda, Thecostraca, Pollicipedomorpha, Pollicipedidae. The transcript is spliced from 5 exons. The record is from RefSeq and is a predicted model, not a curated record. Gene Ontology annotation, biological process: translation.